This is a messenger RNA of Microthlaspi erraticum, 1029 nucleotides long. Lineage: Eukaryota; Viridiplantae; Streptophyta; Magnoliopsida; Brassicales; Brassicaceae. The record is from the annotation of a GenBank genome assembly.
AUGGUGGUUUGCAAAUGCAGAAAGGCUACCAAGCUGUAUUGCUUUGUUCACAAGGUCCCUGUUUGCGGCGAAUGUAUUUGCUUCCCUGAACAUCAAACUUGUGUGGUCCGGACUUAUUCAGAAUGGGUGAUAGACGGAGAAUAUGACCAGCCAAAGUGUUGUCAGUGCCAAGCAACAUUUGAUGAGGGGGCAGGUCAUCAAGUCACUCGGUUGGGCUGCUUGCAUGCUAUACAUACGAGUUGUUUGGUUUCACUUAUCAAGAGUUUUCCACCUCAUACUGCACCUGCUGGCUAUGUGUGCCCAUCCUGUAGCACCCCUAUAUGGCCUCCCAAGAUGGUAAAAGAUGCAGGAUCUCAGCUUCAUGCACUGUUAAGGGAAGUGAUUAUGCAGACUGGUCUUGAGAAGAACUUAUUUGGGAACCAUCCAGUUUCUCGAUCCACCGAAUCUCGUAGUCCACCACCUGCAUUUGCUUCAGAUGCUUUAAGUAAUUUCUCAUCAUCUUCUCACACACAAGAAGGGAAGAACCUCCCUGAUGGUUAUUCAGUAUCUGGAAACGGAGAAUAUUCAAACCCCGCGGUUUCGGAGAUAGUUGAGAUAGAUGUUCCUGCUUCUGCUGGGAAUUACAUGAAAAGCUCAAGCCCUGGACUUGCUGCUGCUGCACGGAAAGGCGUACCCGCCGUUGACAGACAGAACUCCGAGACUCUGUAUUACGCAGACGACGAAGACGGGAAUAAAAAAAAGUACUCAAGAAGAGGUCCUCUUCGUCACAAGUUUCUGCGAGCUCUACUACCGUUCUGGUCAAGUGCGUUACCAACACUCCCCGUGACUGCACCACCUCGUAAAGAUGCAACAAAGGCGGAAGAUGGUACAGAAGGACGUGUAAGACAUCGAUCAUCGAGGAUGGAUAUAAGGAAAAUACUCCUGUUCAUAGCAAUCAUAGCGUGUAUGGCAACAAUGGGGAUUUUAUACUACAGACUCGCACAACGGGUGAUUGGUGGACAAGACGUACCCGAUGAAGAGCAGCGAUGA